This is a messenger RNA of Durusdinium trenchii, 1173 nucleotides long. The record is from the annotation of a GenBank genome assembly. Lineage: Eukaryota; Dinophyceae; Suessiales; Symbiodiniaceae.
AUGGUGCUGACAAGGUUUGCAUUGGCAGCAUGCAUCCUAACAUCCAGAAAACACCAAGAUGGCAUUAGCAAGCUCAUCUACAAGUCAGACCUUGACAAACUGAAGAACAAAGAUAGCACCAGGAAGUUGGAUGAUAUGCUCCAUUCUCUGUGGACAGAAGCCCAGAAGGUAUCAAACACAGAGCUUGCCUACAUUGCCUUUGGCAAGGCAGCUGUCAGAAUGACACUGCAUGCCCUGAGCAAACAGAAGAUUGCCAAACAGGAGUCCUAUGACAGCUUUGAAGAGAUUGUAGAACAGUUUCAAGCUGAUUUGGUGUCACCUGCCAGCAGCACUGUGAAGGCUACCAGUGCUUCUGCAGUGUCCACAGAUGAGACUUCAGUUCAAGACCUUGUCAACUGCAGCAGCCAAACUGUGGCCUUGUUCCAAAACAAUCACAUUAAGCUCAAUGAAAAGUACACUUGCCCUUCCCAGUAUGAGGACAAAAUCUUCAUCCUCAAGAGCAUUGAUGACACAGGGGCCCAUUUUCAGCACUCUCCUUUGUUUGGUGACCCUUUGAAGCAUUGCCAAGACUUGGCAUCCUUGAAACAGUGGAAGCAUACCAAAAGGGAGACUACUCAGCUCUGCCCUCCAGCUCUAUGUGCACAGAGAAUGGCCUACAACUUUCCAAGUGUGCAGAAGGAGGCAGACAAGAUGUAUGUGAAUGCAAUCCUGAUGGAAGCCUACAUGACCAACAAACUCAAAGAAGAUGAUAUGGUGAGCUUCACUUUGCACCCCAACAAUUUGGUGCUGAUGAAGAAAGCAAAAAAGAAAGAACUCAGGUUCUUUCCUGCUGGCACUUGCACAGCAGUACCAGAGAAGGAUCUGGACAAGAUAGUGGAGAAGAACAAAGCCACUUUGGUAUGGUACAAGAACAAGCCUUUCAAUGUUCAGCCUUUCAAAGCUGUGACCAGCUUGGAGAAGCCUGAGAAUGGCAUCUUUUGCCCAUUCUUUUGGGCAAAGGCUUCAGAAGAAGCUAGUGAGAUCAACCUGGCUACAGGUUGGGUGGACUUCAAACAGCUGAAGAUCCCAGUGCUGGAGAAUCCUGAUGGCAUCAGCCCUCAGACCCUGCUCUUCAAAUCUACUGAAGAGCACUUGGAAAUUGAACCACCUGCCAAAAAGGCAAAAACUGGCUGA